AUGCCGCCAAUGCCCCCGUUUCAAAAGGGACGUGUUACGGAGGCGGUCGCGUUUGAAAGGACAUAUCUUGGUUAUCUGGGACCCCUCUACAUUAAGACCUCUGGCGAAUACAGAAAGGUAUGGGUCUGCCUAUUCACUUGUUUAGUUACUCGUGCAGUGCAUUUGGAGACAGUACAGGAUAUGUCAACAGAAGAGUUCCUAUUAGCGUUACGUCGAUUCAUUGCGCAACGGGGAUCACCUAUGGAAAUAAACAGUGACAACGCAAAACAGUUCAAGUUAGCCAGUAUCAAAAGCGAUGACGUGCAAACAUAUAUAUCGAAUCAUGGAAUAAAAUGGAAUUUUAUUGUCGAACGAGCCCCCUGGUAUGGUGGUUACUGGGAAAGAAUUGUGGGUCUUGUUAAACGAUCAUUACGCAAAUCUCUGGGACGUAGAUCAUUGACUGACAUUCAGUUACUGACUGUUAUCAAAGAAAUAGAAAGUGUCAUCAAUUCUAGACCUUUUUUAUGA
Molecule: messenger RNA, 507 nt
Organism: Mercenaria mercenaria
Lineage: Eukaryota; Metazoa; Mollusca; Bivalvia; Venerida; Veneridae
Exons: 1
Coding region: 1-507 (168 amino acids)
Biological process (GO): DNA integration
Molecular function (GO): nucleic acid binding
Source: RefSeq, a predicted model, not a curated record